AUGCAGGCGAUGACGUGCAUGUUUUGGCCACCGCCAGCAAACACCUUCUUCACUGCACGGCGGCCACGUAGACUGCGCCCACGCGUACGUGUAGACCACAAGUUAAAAUUUCUCAGCAAGAUAUGUCCGGCGUUUCUGCUUGCUUGUCAUAGUGUUCAUGUAUUGCGGUUCCUUGUGCAUUUGCUUCAACGUGAAACAUGCUGCGUCAACGUGGUUCUUCACAGUUUGAGGAGCCACGACGACGCCGUGCUCGUGCUCAAGAGCGUCUGCAAGCUGACGCAGCACAAGCAUCUGUCACCUUGCCUCCCAGCUUGCCGCCUCGCGGAUGAGCAAAUACCUCCUCUCCACGCCUUGGUCUCCAGCGCGUAG
Molecule: messenger RNA, 369 nt
Organism: Phytophthora infestans T30-4
Lineage: Eukaryota; Oomycota; Peronosporomycetes; Peronosporales; Peronosporaceae
Exons: 4
Coding region: 1-369 (122 amino acids)
Source: RefSeq, a predicted model, not a curated record